Atta colombica is the source of this 636-nucleotide messenger RNA. Its product is annotated as thymidylate kinase. The transcript has 2 exons. Gene Ontology annotation, molecular function: dTMP kinase activity; ATP binding. The record is from RefSeq and is a predicted model, not a curated record. Gene Ontology annotation, cellular component: mitochondrion; nucleus; cytosol. The coding region runs from base 10 to 636 and encodes 208 amino acids. Gene Ontology annotation, biological process: dUDP biosynthetic process; dTDP biosynthetic process; dTTP biosynthetic process. Lineage: Eukaryota; Metazoa; Arthropoda; Insecta; Hymenoptera; Formicidae.
UAUUUGAAUAUGUAUAAACGCGGCGCGUUGAUAGUUUUAGAAGGUUGUGAUCGGGCAGGUAAAUCGACCCAAGUGAAGAUGCUGAUGAAUGCAUUGAACGAUUUGCAGAUCCCUGCGAAAGCUAGGGCAUUUCCAAACAGAAAGACUCCUGUUGGAACUAUUUUAAAUAGUUUCCUGUCAAAAGAGAUAAAUGUGCCACCGGAGGCUGCUCACUUACUGUUUUCUGCCAAUCGCUGGGAGUGCAAGGAGGACAUGGAGAAGACGCUUCGAUCCGGCACUACUUUAGUGAUAGACAGAUAUGCAGCUUCUGGCACUGUGUAUACAGCAGCUAACACUGGCAGAAGUCUCAGCUGGUGUCAGCAGGCUGAUUUAGGUCUUCCAAAGCCAGACUGUGUAGUGUUUCUCAAGGUGUCCAAACAACAGCAAGAACUGCGUGGUGACUGGGGAAAGGAAAGGUUUGAACAUGAUGAAUUUCAACAGCGUGUCAAUGUCAAUUAUGAAAAAUUAAGAGACGAUACUUGGCUCAUUGUAAACGCUGAUCAAGACGAAUCAGCAGUGCAUGCCGAAAUAUUACAAAAAACAUUGUCUGUUAUUCAAGAAGUUCAAUAUCGUAGUAUAGAAUUACUAGGUGAUUGA